AAGGUAUUUUUAAUGCCGCCAUCCAAAAAGCAGAAACGCGAAGUAGCAGCUGCCGCUCCCCCUCCGAGUAAAGAUGAUCUCGUGGUAGGGGAUUGCAAGUAUGCCUUGAAUCAACUCUUGCUGGCGUUGAACAGGGGACAAUUGUAUGCAGCGAAGAUCUUGAAAAUGCGUAAGGUGGGGCUGAACUGGGAAUACUACGUACAUUAUCAAGGCUGGAAAGCGAGGUGGGAUGAAUGGGUCAAAGAAGCAAUGCUCUACCCUGAUAAUGAAGAGAGUCGCAAGGUGCAAAAUGAGCUGUCUGCAAGGUUAAAGGAAAGUCUUGCAAGCAGCAACGGCAAAAGCUCCCAACCAGGGGAUGACUUUAUCCACACUGUUGAAUCAACCAAACCAGUGAUUACCUUGAUCAUUCCCCAUACGCUUCAAGUGCAUCUGAUGAAGGAAGCUGAGCAGGUGCACAGCGAAAAGUUAGUGCCUUUGCCUCGUAGUCCUUCAGUCAAGGAAAUUCUUGUCUCGUUCGUGAAAACAAACAAUAAGCCUCCCACUUCAGUGGAGGCGGAAAUAUUGAAAGAAAUGACUGAUGGGUUGCGGGAAUAUUUUGACAAGGCUCUCAGCAUGAUGCUACUUUAUCAACAGGAAAGAAACCAGUACGAAAAGAUCAGGAGGAGUAAGGGCAAGACUCCAGCAA
This is a messenger RNA of Guillardia theta CCMP2712, 685 nucleotides long. RefSeq lists its product as hypothetical. Gene Ontology annotation, biological process: regulation of DNA-templated transcription; chromatin organization. The record is from RefSeq and is a predicted model, not a curated record. Gene Ontology annotation, cellular component: histone acetyltransferase complex; nucleus. NCBI's taxonomy places the organism in Eukaryota, Cryptophyceae, Pyrenomonadales, Geminigeraceae. The transcript has a single exon. The annotation marks the transcript as partial.